This is a messenger RNA of Linum trigynum, 4305 nucleotides long. Lineage: Eukaryota; Viridiplantae; Streptophyta; Magnoliopsida; Malpighiales; Linaceae. The record is from the annotation of a GenBank genome assembly.
AUGGCUGGGAAAUCGAAUAGAGCGAGGAACAAGAGAGGCCCAAGUACUGCUGGGAAUGCUUCAGAUUCUGUGGUAUCUUCUACGGAUCCUGUGGUAUCUUCUACGGAUCCUGUGGCUGACAGUGUCACUCCUCCGGAGCCUGUCCAUAGUGAGACUAAUGGAGUAGCAGCAGCUGUGACUGAAUCAGGUGACAGUAGGCCAGAGACCAACGAGCCUGAGACCACCAGUGCUGCUGCCGAACCAAAGCAGCAAGGAGAUCUUCAUCUCUUUGCUGUUCCCGUGAAAACACAAAGCGGUGAGAAGCUUGAGCUGCAGCUGAACCCUGGGGAUUCUGUCAUGGAUAUAAGGCAGUUUCUGCUUGAUGCUCCUGAGACAUGCUUCUUCACUUGUUAUGACUUGUUGAUCCAUACGAAGGAUGGUUCAACUCAUCAACUGGAAGACUAUAAUGAAAUUUCUGAAGUAGCUGACAUUACCACUGGUGGUUGCACUUUGGAGAUGGUUGCUGCCCCUUAUGAUGACAGAUCAAUCAGGGCACAUGUUCACCGAACAAGAGAUUUAAUUUCUCUUUCCACACCUCAUGCUUCUCUAUCUACUUCACUUGCUCUGGAGUACGAGACGACACAUAAUAAGGCUUCGGCUUCAGAUGCUGUGAAAACAGAGGUGCCCGAGUCUGAUGGGCUGGGGUUUAUGGAGGAUGUCACAGACUCACUUGGUAAAUUGCUGUCAUCCCCAUCUAAGCAGGCGAAGUGCGUGGAAAGCAUUGUUUUUUCAUCAUUCAAUCCUCCCCCGAGCAGUAGGAGGCUUGUUGGAGAUUUGAUCUACUUGGAUGUUGUAACAUUGGAGGGUAGCAAAUUUUGUAUCACUGGAUCAACAAGAAUGUUCUAUGUUAAUGCUAGUACUGGCAAUAUCCUUGACCCAAGGCAUGGAAAAUCAACUUCUCAAGCUACCACACUUAUUGGACUGUUACAGAAGAUAAGCUCAAAGUUCAAAAAAGCUUUUCGUGAACUUCUGGAGAAGAAGGCCUCAGCACAUCCUUUUGAAAAUGUCCAGUCUCUUCUGCCACCAAAUUCGUGGCUAGGAUUAUACCCAGUACCUGAUCACAGACGCGAUGCCGCCAGGGCCGAAGAUGCAAUAACGCUUUCUUAUGGCAGUGAGCUGAUUGGAAUGCAAAGAGAUUGGAACGAGGAGUUGCAGUCUUGUCGGGAAUUCCCCCAUACAAGUUCUCAGGAAAGGAUCUUGCGGGAUAGGGCUCUCUACAAAGUCACUUCUGAUUUUGUUGAUGCAUCAGUUAAUGGUGCUAUUGGAGUAAUCAGUAGAUGCAUACCUCCAAUAAAUCCAACUGAUCCAGAGUGCUUCCACAUGUAUGUCCACAAUAACAUAUUUUUCAGUUUUGCUGUGGAUGCUGAUCUCGAGCAACUGUCCAGGAAGCGUAUUUCAGACAGUAAUAUGAAGCCUGAUGCUAAUGCUACUUUGUUAUCUGAAAAGGUUUCAAAUAAUGAGUUGCAUGGUGAUGUGAGAGUUUCCUCUGGGGCAAAACAUGAUGGAUCUGCCAUUGUGGAAAGUAAUGGUUCCACAGAGGUGGCAUUUCCAGAGACACAGCUGGCUGAGAGUGAGCAGGCAACUUAUGCUUCUGCCAAUAAUGAUUUAAAAGGGACCAAGGCUUACCAAGAAGCUGAUAUCCCUGGCCUGUAUAAUCUUGCCAUGGCAAUAAUUGACUACAGAGGGCACAGAGUUGUAGCUCAGAGUGUUUUACCUGGGAUCCUUCAAGGGGAUAAGUCAGACUCUCUUCUUUAUGGUUCUGUUGACAAUGGCAAGAAAAUUUGCUGGAAUGAAGAUUUUCACUCCAAGGUUGCGGAAGCUGCAAAACGCCUGCAUCUAAAGGAGCACUUGGUUCUGGAUGGAUCUGGAAAUAGUUUCAAGUUAGCUGCACCUGUGGAAUGCAAGGGCAUUGUUGGCAGUGAUAACAGGCAUUAUCUCCUUGACUUGAUGAGAGUAACUCCUCGUGAUGCAAACUAUACUGGGCCUGGCUCGCGAUUUUGCAUUUUGAGACCUGAGCUAAUUGCUGCUUUCUGUCAGGCUGAAGCUCUAGGGAAAUCAAAGGUCAAUCCCAAAUCUGACUCCGAUGCUAGCACUACUCAAGUUUCUUCUGAAGUUGCUUCUAUUGGCGACGAGCAGAAGUCUGUGGCCCCUGUUGACAGCCAGGAGGUAGCUGUCAAGGUUGAUACUGCUGCUGAACAUCCUUCUGCACCUGCUGGAAACUCUGAAUUGGAUGAUGAAAUACUUUUUAACCCUAAUGUUUUUACCGAGUUCAAGUUGGCCGGAAACCCAGAGGAGAUCACGAAGGAUGAAGAACACGUGAAAAAAGUUAGUUCAUAUCUGGCUGAUACCGUGCUUCCAAAGUUUAUUCUAGAUCUUUGCACGCUUGAAGUAUCACCUAUGGAUGGGCAAACACUUACCGAGGCACUUCAUGCUCAUGGAAUCAACGUGCGAUACAUUGGAAGGGUUGCUGAAGGGGCAAAACAUUUACCUCACUUGUGGGAUCUUUGUUCUAAUGAGAUUGUUGUCAGAUCUACCAAGCAUGUUCUGAAGGAUCUGCUGAGAGAUGUAGAAGAUCACCACCUUGGCCCAGCAAUCUCACACUACUUUAACUGUUUCUUUGGGAAUUGUCAAUCUGUUAGUACAAAAGCUGCUACUGAUGAUUCCCAGACAAGAUCACUGAAGAAAAACCAAGCUAAUAAUCAGUCUUCUGAAAAAUCUAAAGACCAAACAAGGUGGAAGGGUGCCUCAGCUAGAAAGAAUCAAUCUUCAUAUCUGAAUGUUGGCUCAGAAAUGUUAUGGUCUGAGAUACUGGAGUUUGCCAAGCUCAAGUAUCAGUUUGACUUGCCAGAAGAUUCAGUAACACGGGUUCGAAAAGUCUCAGUUAUCCGCAAUCUUUGCCAAAAGCUGGGCAUCUCAGUGGCAGCUCGCAAAUAUGACCUGAAUGUGGCAAACCCAUUCCAGACAUCGGAUAUUUUGGAUCUCAGACCUGUGGUGAAGCAUUCUGUUCCGGUGUGCUCAGAAGCCAAAAAGCUUGUGGAGACAGGAAAAGUUCAAUUAGCUGAGGGCAUGCUAAGUGAGGCCUACACAUUAUUCUCGGAGGCAUUCUCCAUUCUUCAACAGGUUACUGGGCCAAUGCAUCGUGAGGUUGCCAACUGCUGUCGGUACCUUGCCAUGGUUCUGUAUCAUGCUGGAGAUAUGACUGGUGCAAUAAUACAACAACACAAGGAGUUGAUCAUAAAUGAACGCUGCCUAGGCUUAGAUCACCCUGACACUGCGCACAGCUAUGGAAACAUGGCUCUCUUCUAUCACGGUCUCGACCAAACAGAACUUGCAUUGAGGCAUAUGUCCCGUGCAUUGCUCUUAUUGAGUUUAUCGUCGGGACCUGAUCAUCCUGACGUGGCAGCAACUUUUAUAAACGUUGCAAUGAUGUACCAGGACAUUGGAAAGAUGAACACAGCUCUUCGCUAUCUACAAGAGGCCUUGAAGAAGAACGAGAGGCUUUUGGGUGAAGAGCAUAUUCAAACUGCUGUUUGUUAUCAUGCUCUAGCUAUUGCCUUCAACUGUAUGGGAGCCUUCAAGCUAUCUCACCAGCACGAAAAGAAAACAUAUGAUAUCCUUGUCAAACAACUUGGCGAGGAGGACUCUAGAACACGUGACUCUCUAAAUUGGAUGAAGACUUUCAAGAUGCGUGAACUUCAGAUGAAUGCACAGAAGCAGAAAGGCCAGGCUUUGGAUGCAGUUUCUGCCCAGAAGGCAAUGGAUAUAUUGAAGGCUAAUCCAGACCUAAUACAUGCAUUCCAAGCAGCAGCUGCAGCUGGGGGCUCAGGGAGUAGUAGUAGCAAUACACCUUUGAACAAAUCGAUUAAUGCUGCACUAGUUGGCGACUCACUCCCUAGAGGCAGAGGGGUAGAUGAACGGGCUGCUCGAGCAGCAGCUGAAAUCAGGAAGAAGGCAGCAGCUAGAGGUAUCUCAAUCCGGCCCCAAGGUGUCCCUGUCCAAGCUCUGCCACCUCUAACUCAACUGAUGAACAUAAUCAAUUCCGGGAGGACACCUGAUGCAGCUGCAGUUGACUCUUCAGAGGUACCAAAUGGUGCGACAAAGGAGGCAAAUGGUGAGAUAACAUCCUCUGCCAUGCCAGUGGAAAGUCCCGAGAAGGAUGAGAAGUCGCGGCAACAACAACAGCCUGCUGCUCCGGCUGGUCUGGGCAAGGGGUUGGGGUCAUUGGACCCUAAGAAAGGGAAACCGAAAUCCAAAGUUGCAGGUUGA